AUGUCUGUACAGUCUUCAUCUCGACCACAAACAGCAACUUCUACCUCAGCGUCCGUAGCGGCAGCACCACCAUCGGAAGCAGCAGCCAAACUCGCGGAGGCCAUUGACGAUUUCCUGGGAGAUGUGGAGAAGAAGUUUAAGAGCAUAUCCGACGAGAUACUGACGAAGCUGGACGAUAUGGCAGAACGGUGCGAUCGACUCGAACAGGAGAUGCUUAUGAGAGACGCUAGUUCGUCCAAAAGUACGCUUGGCAGUAGUGGUGUCAGUCUGGAUUCGUGA
Molecule: messenger RNA, 279 nt
Organism: Lithohypha guttulata
Lineage: Eukaryota; Fungi; Ascomycota; Eurotiomycetes; Chaetothyriales; Trichomeriaceae
Exons: 2
Coding region: 1-279 (92 amino acids)
Molecular function (GO): transcription corepressor activity
Source: RefSeq, a predicted model, not a curated record